Messenger RNA from Salpingoeca rosetta, 3416 nucleotides. RefSeq lists its product as uncharacterized. The transcript is spliced from 24 exons. Bases 88 to 3171 code for a protein of 1027 amino acids. Gene Ontology annotation, molecular function: RNA binding. NCBI's taxonomy places the organism in Eukaryota, Choanoflagellata, Craspedida, Salpingoecidae. The record is from RefSeq and is a predicted model, not a curated record.
GCUGCAAAUCCACCACCCACGUGUUCGCAAGCACACCAUAAGCAUCAAGCAGCAGCAGCGUGGCAGGAGACAGACUGACAGCCAGCCAUGUCGUCUUCACGCAUCAUCAUAAAGGGCUUGCCCAAGAAGUUCAACGAGUCUCGCCUUCGCACCAUCUUCGGCGAGCAUGGCGACAUCACCCAAAUCUUGUACCUUCCGAAGCGAAGGAUCGCCUAUGUUGGCUACUCCGAAGAAAAAAUGGCCGAGGGAGCCGUGGAGUAUCGCAACGAGACUUACAUUGACACAGACCAGAUCAAGGUGUCUCUCGCCUUUGGCGUCGGCGAUGAGCGCAUCCCGCGUCCAUGGAGCCAGUACUCCAAGGGAUCGUCUGCAAACGCAGCCUUGCAGAAGAAGCGGGAGAUGGUGCUGAGGCAGAAGAAGGGCAAGAAAGCACAGGAGGAAAAGCAGCAGAAGCAGGAAGUGAAGGAAGCAAACGCGAGCAAGACGCUUGCAACGCUUGAGAAGGAGCAGGACAUGCUGAAGAAGUUGUACGACGUCGAGGCAAAUCCACAGCUCAACCCAGAACUGCACGAGUACAUGCAGGUGAUGGUGCCGAAGAACAAGCGUCUCGUGUGGGCGAAUGACGGCGGAAACACGGGAUCGCGCAGCCGGCAGGGCCAACGCGCAGCCGCUGGCGGCGGUGGUGGUGGUGACGAGAGCGUACCCAUUGCUGACCGUGAUGAUGGUGGCGAUGGCGAUGAUGCGGAGAAGCAAGGGAAGGUCAAGGCAACGCUGCAGAGUGUGCCGUCCAAGCGCCGCGGUGGCGAGGGUGUGACAUAUGUGCGUCAGCAUCUUCAGUUUGAGGAUUCCGACGAUGACGACACAGAUGACGAGGAAUACCAGACCGCGCCAGGAGUGGCGAAGAAGGACUCAUCCGACGAAGCGAGCAGCGAUGAUGAUGAUGACGACGACGAUGAUGAUGACGCUGGUGACAAGGACGAAAAAGACGAGGAUGAAGACAUGUCUGAUUCAGAGUGGCUCAAGUCAAAGAUCAAGUCAAAGAAGAAGGAGGACAAUGAGGGUGGCGAUGAUGAUAAUGGCAGUGAUGAUGGCAGCAGCGGCAGCGACAGCAGUGACGGUGAGGAGGGCAGUGAUAACGACGAUGCACAGCCCUCCAAGAGCAAGAAGAAGAACAAGAAGAAGAAGGGCAGUGAGAGCGGAAAAGCGCAGUUGUUCAGUGACGACAGCGACGAGGAAGAUGAGGCAUCAGAGCAGGGAGACUCCAUUAUCGUGUUCACCGCCAAGUUGCAAGGGCUGCCGUUCCGGUGCACCGAGCAGCAAGUGCGAGAGUUCUUCUCCCCGCUGUCUGUUGUGGACAUUCGCUUUCUGCUUGACCGGCGAAAGCGGGGCAAGGGCGUGGCGUUCGUCGACUUUGCAACCAAGCGCGACUACAAGGCUGCGCUGAAGAAGCAUCGUCAAACACUCGGUCCGCGGUUUGUGGAGGUGCUGCCGUCCAAGACGCGGAAACUGCCGGCACUGAAGCCAACGGAGGGGCGAGAGGCGAAAGUGUACCCGGCGCCGCUUGGAGAGGAUGACAAAGGGCUGGACGAGACUGGACGCAUCUUCGUUCGCAACCUCGCAUAUGUGUGCACGGAGGACGAUAUUCGCGCCCUCUUUGAGAAGUUUGGCCCCCUGUCUGAGGUGCACAUGCCGCUUGAUACACAGACGAAGAAACCAAAGGGCAUCGCCUUUGUGACGUUCCUUCAUCCGGAGAAUGCAGUUAAGGCCUUUACGCAACUCGACGCAAGCGUCUUCAAGGGCCGAUUGCUGCAUCUAUUGCCUGCACGCACGCGCGACAGCGAUUCUGGCAUUGUCAACGUCGACACCACAAACUACAAGGAGAAAAAAGCGGCAGAGCUAAAGAGCAAGCGAGAGAACAGCUACAACUGGAACACGCUGUUUCUUCGACAGGACGCUGUCGCCGACAGCAUGGCUGCUGAGCUCGGCGUGUCAAAGGGCGAGCUCCUUAACGCGAAGAGCGACAGUGGGCUUGCUGUUCGGUUGGCCAUGGGCGAGACACGCAUCAUCCAGGACAACAAGCAGUUCCUGCGCCAGCACGGCGUGUAUCUCGAUGCAUUCGACACCAGGGUGACGGGUCGCAGCAAGACGGUGAUUCUGGUGAAGAAUUUGCCGUUCAACUCGACUGAGGCAGACCUGCGGCCCAUGUUUGAAAAGCACGGCGCGGUUGACAAGUUUGUCUUCCCGCCGUCACGAACAAUGGCGCUCGUCUCCUUUAUCGAGCCAUCAGAGGCCAGGGCUGCGUUCCGGGGUCUGGCCUAUCGCAAGUACAAGGGCGAGAUGCUCUAUCUCGAGUGGGCGCCAGAGAACGUCUUUGCUGUGCCCGAAGAGGAGGAGGAAGUGCAGGACGAGGCAACGGCUGCGGCCCCAAAGAUCUCCCUGGCGGCCAUUCGAGGCGUGCAUGGUCAAGGUGAGGCUGCUGUCGAACUCGAGAGCACAGCGUCUACGACCGUGUUUGUGAAGAACCUCAACUUUGAGACGGGCGACAACGCCCUCUACAAUCUCUUCCAGACCUGCGGUACCAUCAGGAGUUGCCGCGUUGCGACGAAGAAGAAUCCCCACAACCCGCAGGAGCUGCUGUCCAUGGGCUUUGGCUUUGUGGAGUUCAAGACGCAUGCGGAGGCCGUGAAGGCGAUGAAGAAGCUGCAAGGCGCUGAGCUGGACGGGCACAAGCUGGAGCUCAAGCUCUCCACACGAACACAGCAGCAGCAGGGGCCUGUCGCCCGCAGAGAGGGCAAGUUGAUCAAAGGCGCAACAACCAAGGUCGUUGUCCGCAACGUUGCGUUUGAGGCGACGAAGAAGGACAUUCGCCAGCUGUUCACCCCAUAUGGCGACGUCAAAUCUGUCAGGCUCCCACCAAAGUCCUUUGACCCAACACAACAUCGCGGGUUUGCGUUUGUGGAAUUUUCGUCCAAGGAGGAAGCCAAGUCCGCGUUUGAGGCGCUAUCUGGCUCCACCCAUCUCUAUGGCCGUCGCCUGAACCUUGAGUUUGCCAAAGACGACAACAGCGUUGAGAAGUUGCGCUCAAAGGCGCGAACAGCAAAGCGCGCAACAGCGGACCAGCCAAGCAAGAAGGCAAAGCUGCACAAUGUUGACGACGCAAAGCGGUGGUGAUGCCAGUGUUGACGGUGGUGGUAAUGGUGAUGGUGGUGGUGGUAAUGGUGGUGGUGGCGGCGACAGCGCGAUUGCUUGGCGCUGUUGUGAGUGUUGUCUGUAGUCGUGUGCAUGCUCAAGCAUGUCGGUGAGGUGCGCUCAGGUGUGCUCGUUUUUCGUUCAUGUGGUGCUUGUGUUCGUUUGCUCAUGUGUGCCGUUGUAUCGUAAUUGACAACAUCCAAACCAAUGAACAACCCAACCCAUCA